GUGAAGCAGGCUAUAAGAUUGGCUCUAGAGGAUAUGAGAACUCCUUAUAGCCAUUAACCAUGAGCUGAAGUAUAUAGUAAGAUUCACAAUCAGAGAAGGCCUGAAAUGAAAUGAUACAGCUCUGCUGAUCAACUGCACUCGCUGAAAAAGGGUCCUCGAAUCUGGGCUGUCUCCACCACCUCGCGCCGCCGCCGCCUAGAUCCCACGCGUCGCCGCAGCCGGUGUCACGCCCCUUCCCUCCCCGGGUUCGUCGCCGAACUUCCCCGCCGCCCGCCGCAGUCUCCUCCCCUACGACCUCCUGCUACCACCGACCGCGGCCGGCUCCUCCCCAUCUUCAACUCUACCGACCGCCUCCUCCUCUUCCGCAUCUUCAACGGACGCCACCCAGCGUGCGCUCCGGCUCCUCCUGCGCAGCCACCACCCAAGGAAUGGCAGUGUCUUGGACACGAGUAUUGAAGCGUGGAGUUAUUCCAAGAGACGCAGCUCAAUUGGUUGGGACAAGAGGCUUUGCCGUUGCGGCCAAGGGCAAGAAGGGCGGAAAAGGUGGCGCGGCUGAUGCUAAACCUGUGCUCAGCAAAGAAAUGAAGAGCACAAGUGUGUUUGGGGCGGAUAUCCUGAAGGAGGGUUCUGACCCGAAGAUCCAACCAGACUCUGAGUACCCUGGCUGGCUGUGGCACAUGAUCGACAAGCGUCCAGUGCUGAGCGAGCUACGGAGGAAAGAUGCCAAGGCGCUGCCCUAUGAAGACCAGAAGCGUUUCGUCAAGCUGGACAACCGGACUCGGAUCAAGGAGAACAAUGCUCUCACAGCUAAGAACUGAUCAGGACAAUUUCAUCUCAUCAUGGUGUCUUCUUAUCUGGAGUAGUUGAUUUUGGUAAUAAUGUACGUAGCAUUGAAGUUGAGCUCGCAGUAGAAUGUAGCCUAUGCGACCAGCAUAUUGUUUGUCUGUGUAUCUUGCAGCAAAUGCUGUAGCAAGUUUCCCAUGCUCCUGCUUGUUUGCGUUUCACGGUAAGAUGUAAGUUCCAUGCUUUGAA
Molecule: messenger RNA, 1032 nt
Organism: Aegilops tauschii subsp. strangulata
Lineage: Eukaryota; Viridiplantae; Streptophyta; Magnoliopsida; Poales; Poaceae
Source: RefSeq, a predicted model, not a curated record